Messenger RNA from Fusarium sp. VM40, 1467 nucleotides. The record is from the annotation of a GenBank genome assembly. NCBI's taxonomy places the organism in Eukaryota, Fungi, Ascomycota, Sordariomycetes, Hypocreales, Nectriaceae.
AUGGCUCUAAUCGAAAAUCCUAGCUCCCUCUUAGUAGUCGGUCUUCUACUCGCCACAGCAGGUUAUGGGCUAGUGACCGCGUUUCUUUCACCCCUUCGUCGCAUACCAGGCCCUUGGUAUACUCAUUUCACCCAUCUCAUCCUCAAAUGGCACGUUAUCUCCGGAAACAGAGUCCACUAUAUACACUCCCUGCACCAGCGGUAUGGCCCGAUCGUCCGCGUUGCACCAGAGGAAAUCGCCAUCAGCGACCUUGAGGCUUUCUCCACAAUACAUAAAAUAGGUGGUGGAUUCCUCAAGUCUGCUUGGUAUGACGGUAUAACACCUGACCGUGAGCCUGGUAUCUUCGUUAUGCGGGAUCCUCACCAGCACGCCGCUCGUCGACGGUUGUUUGCCCGUGCUUUCAGCGUUAGUUCACUACUGGCGAAUUGGGAGACGGUGAUUAGAGGAAAGACUGAGCUUGCUGUUCAAAAGAUUAAGGAAGAUUCGCAGAAUGGUGGAGCUAAUGUCUUUAAGUGGUGGACACUUAUGGCUACGGAUGUUAUUGCUGAACUUUCCUUUGGAGAAUCGUUCCGGAUGCUGGAGCUUGGCAAGCAAACGCCAUAUAUCGACUCCAUCCAAGCAAGUUUGCUGAUGAGCGGCAUCCGCAGCGAACUCUCGUGGAUCUACCCCAUUCUUCAAUAUCUUCCCUUCAAAGGCCUCAAGAAAAUACUAAAUGCCGAUAGCGUGGUCCACGAUCACGGUUCGGUAGCCGUUCGGAACAUGCAAAGUGCUGGCGACGGGUUGAGCAAAGCGAACCUGUUCAGCCAAAUGCUCGCCGAGGCAGAUGGCCAGGAAAAGACGUCUCUUUCUACAUCGAGUGUACAGGCAGAAGCAAGCAACCUGAUCAUCGCUGGAUCAGACACAACUGCUGUUACGUUGACUUAUCUUAUCUGGGCUGUGCUCAAGAAUCCCCAGCUUCAAACUGAUUUGGAAAAAGAAUUGUCAGAGCUGAGUGAUGAAUUGUCCUUCGAUGAACUCAAAACUGCACCCCUGCUCAACAGUGUCAUUGAAGAGACACUUCGUUUAUACGGUGCAGCGCCUGGUGCAAUUCCUCGCGUAGUGCCCGCCAAAGGUGCCUCUCUUUGUGGCCACUUCCUCCCUGGCGGUACUGUUGUUAGCACACAGGCUUUUACGAUGCACCGCAACGAGGCGCUAUUUGAUGACGCUCAAAGAUUCAAUGGCUAUCGAUUUAUGGAUAAGUCCAAGUUGACGAAUACGCAAAAGACUGCCUUAUCGCCUUUCGGUGCGGGCUCCAGAGUCUGCAUUGGUUUACACUUGGCCUGGAUGGAGCUACGCCUUGGUACUGCGCUAUUCUUCCGUGAGUGUCGUGGCGCUAGAUUGGGUACACAGAUGACGGAUGAGAUGAUGGAGAUGGAGAACCACUUCUUGAUUGCACCCAAGGCUCAUACUUGUGUAGUCAAGACAUAA